Messenger RNA from Dendronephthya gigantea, 1613 nucleotides. RefSeq lists its product as uncharacterized. The transcript has 5 exons. NCBI's taxonomy places the organism in Eukaryota, Metazoa, Cnidaria, Anthozoa, Malacalcyonacea, Nephtheidae. Gene Ontology annotation, biological process: DNA integration. The record is from RefSeq and is a predicted model, not a curated record. Bases 186 to 1289 code for a protein of 367 amino acids. Gene Ontology annotation, molecular function: nucleic acid binding.
GUUAAUUACUGAUUUUUUUGGCGAAGUUGUUUACAAUAUUUUUAAAUUGAAUUAAGCAUGGAUGAUUUCACGAUAAGCAAUGUAGUUUCUGCUAUAAGAGAUAUUGCAGACAUGAUAGACCGUUUGAAUAAUCCAAGGGAUCUAGACGUAAUGAAACUAAGGUUGGAUUACAUAAACCUGACCGAAUGCUUGUUACAUUGGACAUUCCUGACGAAAUUGUCAACACAACGACAUUAGUAUAUCAGCAAUUGGAACGGAUAAUGCAGACCGAAUACGGUCAUGCUGCACAAUAUCAGGCUGAAACGACGAGCUCAACUGGUCGUGGAAGACCAAAAAUUGAUAUUUCGAGAGAACAGUUGGCAUUCUUAGUAGAUCAGGGAUUUACAGCUUGGGAAAUGAGCGAAGUUUUAGGUGUAGGAAAGCGGACGGUGCAAAGAAGACUUGCAACGUUUGAUCUCAGUAUUAGUGGCACAUACAGUGAUGUCAAUGAUAAUGAAUUAAACAUACUGGUGAUGUCAGCACAAAGGGAGAAUGCGAAUAUUGGAAUUCGAAUGCUGAAAGGAUUUCUUUAUAGCAAAGGCCACAGAGUUCAACGAGAAAGAAUCAGACAGUCACUCUUGAGAACUGAUCCGUCUGGUGCUGCUCAACGAUGGAAGCAAGCUGUGAAACGAAGAAAAUACAAUGUACAUUCCCCAUUGGCUCUGUGGCACAUAGACGGAAAUCAUAAAUUGAUACGGUGGAGGAUUGUUGUUCAUGGUGGGAUAGAUGGUUACUCUAGGAUACCAGUUUAUAUACAUGCAUCAAACAACAAUAGAGCGGAUACUGUUCUCCAGUUGUUCACAGCUGCUGUUGAAGAGUUUGGUAUGCCAUCCCGUGUACGAUCGGACAAAGGGGGAGAAAAUGUUGACGUUUCAUGGUACAUGCUAUCACAUCCACAAAGAGGGCCAGGAAGAGGAAGCAUGAUUACAGGAAAGAGCACACACAACCAGCGCAUUGAGAGGCUCUGGAGAGAUGUGUUUCAAGAGUGUCUUGUGUUAUUUUACAACACCUUUUAUGAACUGGAGAGGUGUGGUUUGCUCGAUUCAGGCAAUGAGAUUCACUUGUGGUGCCUCCAUUAUGUCUUCUUGCCAGUGGUAAAUAGACAUUUACAGUCAUGGAAGAAUGCAUGGAUAUAUCAUCCAUUGAGGACAGAAAAGAAUUCUACACCAAUGCAACUAUGGGUGAAGGGGCUACACAGAGUCUAUCGCAGUGGCUCAACUGUAUCAAGAGAGGUUUUUCAGGUAACAUAGUUCAAAAAGUAAAAUAGUAUGGUAGGAAUGAACCACAAGUUAUCUCCACUAUGGGGAGUAUGGCAUCAUCAUCAUUGUUGUUAUCUCUAUCACAUUCCUCUUCGCCAAUAGCAACAACGCUCCAAUCUAAAACCCGCUGUUUCUAAAUAGGACGUCUUUCUGAUGGGUGAGCUUCGGCAAUGUGAUCCUUCAUAUUUAUCAUUGGAAUUGAUAGGCCACAUUCAAUACAAUCAACUUGAGGAACAUCCACGCAACCCUUCAACAAAAAAAAUUAACCAUAAUGGAAUGCAUAUAUUUUUACCUGGACACAGAAAUUCAGGAAUU